CUCCAACAGCUGAUCCACGUCCACACGAUUCCGCGACAUGAUCGCUGCUUUCAAGGCCGAUCAAUUAUUUCUCUGCCACAAUGUAAUUAACGCUGUGAAUGUGAUAAGACGCGAACAUAAAAUUUAACCGGCGUUCCCGCUUCAUUUAGACCGUUUCUGCUGCGAGAAAUAUUAAAAAAGUUUAAUCACCUAUUAAUUAGCAUGAUUUUGUUCCGUCCAAUUGUGGUCCUUGUUAAGUCAGGAACUUCCUUUUUACGAAAACCAUCAUCAAAUUAUGUGAUUUUAACCCCCAUGAUUCCUGUCCGGAACAUCUCCUCAAUGGAGAUUACAAAAAAUAUCACGUUACUUUCCGACGAAAAGAAAACCGGAAAAGUGAUUAAUUUAAAAAUGGAACAGCAAGAGGACAAACCUCUAGUGGUCAUGCUGUCGUGGCUGAUGGCCAAGAGGAAACAUAUUUACAAAUACGCCGAUUUUUACAUUAAGAGGGGGUUUGAUGUCAUGAAUGUGACCAUCACCCCCUGGCAAUUGCUUUGGCCGCUGAAAGGAUCGCAGCUCAUAGCAGUGGACAUUCUCAAGUUCUUGGACAACAACCGGAGCUACAGCCCCCUUGUGGUGCAUGGUUUUUCCGUCGGCGGUUACCUCUGGGCCGAAGCCUUGGUGCAGCUUGAAGCCGAACGCAGCCGUUACCAGCACAUUUCGGACCGAAUUGUGGGCCAAGUCUGGGAUAGUCUAGCCGAUAUCACCGAAAUUCCAGAAGGGUUCCCGUUUGCCGUGUUCCCUAAAAAUAAAGUGUUGCAAGCGGCGCUGAAACAAUACAUUUUAUACCAUUUAAAAACUUUCGAUAAAGUCGCGACGUGUCAUUAUGUUCGAGCUAGUCAAAUGUUCCACACUAAUAUUGUCAGGGCACCUGCCUUGUUCCUCCUCAGCAAAACCGAUCCGAUUGGAUCGGAACGGUCGAAUUUGAGGGCUCGCGAAAAUUGGGAAAGUAUGGGGAUACAAACGUACUGGAAAUGUUGGGAAAAAUCGCCACACGUGGGCCACUACCACCACCAUCCGAAGGAAUACACGGCGGAGUUGUUAAAGUUUUAUGAAAAUAUCGGUCUCCUGUCGGAGAAACUGGAAAACCAACAGUCGCAACUGAAGGCGAAAUUAUAAAGGGUGGAUCUGUUGUUUUGUCAUUUCAAUGUAUUCUCAAAUAUCGAUAUUUAGGUGUAAUUUACGUUUUUAAUAUUUAUUGCAUUUUGUAAAGCACGGGUGAAAUAAAUACUGAGUUCGCAAAAA
This is a messenger RNA of Tribolium castaneum (red flour beetle), 1281 nucleotides long. Its product is annotated as lethal (2) k09913. NCBI's taxonomy places the organism in Eukaryota, Metazoa, Arthropoda, Insecta, Coleoptera, Tenebrionidae. The coding region runs from base 202 to 1155 and encodes 317 amino acids. The transcript has 5 exons. Gene Ontology annotation, molecular function: serine hydrolase activity. The record is from RefSeq and is a predicted model, not a curated record.